This is a messenger RNA of Arabidopsis lyrata subsp. lyrata, 1153 nucleotides long. RefSeq lists its product as uncharacterized. The record is from RefSeq and is a predicted model, not a curated record. Bases 43 to 963 code for a protein of 306 amino acids. Lineage: Eukaryota; Viridiplantae; Streptophyta; Magnoliopsida; Brassicales; Brassicaceae. The transcript has 8 exons.
UUUUCAAAAAAUUGUUGGGGGAAAAUUUUCGUUUGGCCGGAGAUGAAGAUAGGGGCGUUUCGGGAUAGUUGGCUUAUGCGGGCUCCGGUACUUUCUCCGGCGGUUCACGGCUCAAUUCGCCGGAAUGGAAAGUCGCAGCUUGGGUUUCGUCUCUCGAACAGGUUUUCUCGUGGUGUGGUUCUGGCUGUUCAAGGAGGAAGAGGAUAUGAAUCUCCAUGGGAUGAAAAACCCUAUGAAACUCUUCCCACUGGUAAAAGGGUUUACGUUGAUGAAUCUGAUGUUGUGACGUUUCUUGAUCCACCCAAGGAGUUGAUUCCAUUGGAUCCUGCUUCAUAUAACCCGGCUGCUUAUCUCUGGAAAAAGAUUGAAGACAUCCCCGAAGAGAGGCGCCACCAUUUGCUGCAAUUAUUAGAGCCGAGACUUAUAUCUAAAGCAUGGGAAAUAGCAAGCACUCGGUAUGAAGAUCCAAAGUUAGCUAAAAUGACUGCAUCCAAGUUAUUCUCUACUGGAGAUGCGGAAAUUUCAUUUGAAUACUUUAGCUGCCGAACAAGUCAGGGUCCACUGAUCGUAUCUUGGAUAAAUUUCUUCAAGAUGGCUUUGUUUCGCUCCAACAACGGCCAAAUCUAUGGGCGAGUUUGUGGUGGACCGGUAGUUUCAACCCUUGCCAAUGCUUUAAGUCCGCUAUACUUUGAGGUCACAGAAGCUAUGGAAGUUAUGGCCACAGAAGAACCCUGCGAUGUUGCAUGCAAAUUUGGUGAUGGGCUUCUUGCUAUUGAAGAUUACCCACAAGGCUUCCCUAGACCAGCAAAGCAUCCGUAUCCAUUCAACGACAGUGUGGUCAUAUACAUACGCCACAUCGGUCCAGGUGUAUGCGUGGGACAGGCAUGGCAAGAAGGUAAAGAACUGCAACAAGUUCCUCAAAGAUUAUGCUCCGACAUUUUAAUGGUCAAACAAUACAGAUGAAUGAAGGAGAGGCCUUUGUUAACGUAAAUUGCAAGCUUUUCACACUAGCUUGAAGAGCUUUUAGUUUAACUUGAAUUAGAAAGUGAAAACAGAUUGCUUGAAAAGCUUUUUGUUAACGUAGAUUCUGAUUCCUUUAAGACAGAAAAUUCAAUUAAUGGUGAUACAAAUUAAAAGGGAUGAGAUUAUUAAA